AUGUGUAUUGCCUUUUGGUCGCCGAAAAACCAGCUUGGAUAUCGACUUAUCUUAGCCUCCAAUCGGGACGAAUUUCUCAAUCGACCUAGCUUACCAGCCAACUGGCAUUCGUUUGAGCCAAUCGAUCAAAGCUUACUGCCCGUUUCAGCAUCGGCCGCACUUGAGGCCACAAGUCAAAGUAGUAACAACGAUGGAUUAAACACUCAGAAAUUCGCCCAUGAAAUUAUUUCAGGAAGAGACUCGAUUGCCGGAGGUACCUGGCUGGGAAUUGAUAAACAAACCGGCAAAUUCGGUUUCCUGACAAAUGUGGCCCAUCCACGAGACCACAUAGUUCCGGAUAAGGAGGAAUCGGACAGGUCACCCCAAGACCGUUCGCCACCGGCCAGCAGAGGUCUCAUCAUCCAAGAGUUCCUCCAAGGAAACGAAGGAGUCGAAAGUUGUAUCAAUAAGCUCAAGUCAAGCCGAAUAUCCAAGAACAUGAAUGGAUACAAUUUAGUGAUUGGUCAGAUCGGCAAGAAUGAGAAUGAGCAGGACCGAAUAGCAUUCUUCUGCAACAGAAACCCAGAAGGGAUUGAUGACGAAUUCGGCGGCAUCAUCAACCAUGACCUCGAAGGUCACAAUCAGGGCACAUCAGAAUCCACGCUCGUUUAUGGAUUCAGCAACGGGAUCGCACACCGAGCACCAAUCUGGCCCAAAGUUACCCAGGGAAGGUAUCUGAUGGAAGAUUGCCUGCGAAAGAUUCAAAUGAAUGCGAAUUCUCUGCCAGUGGAUCCUGCUGACGUUGAGACAGAAUUAUUCAAUCUUCUGUCGACUACUGAUGAUUCCACGGAGGACCUACCUUGUAAUAUUUUGAUUCGACCUCAUCAUCGAUUAAGAACACCAGGUGCAUCUGCUAGUAUUGAGACAUGGUAUGCAACCAGGACCCAAACAAUCGUACUUGUCUCCCAAACCACGCCGACUAGAAUCACGUUUGUGGAACGUGAUGCCUUCCAGAUCCAGCACAGCAAUUCACCAGGGGAUGAAUUAGGCAAGCCAGUUUGGAUGGGAGAUGAUUGCUCUUGUUGGAGGAGAUUUGAAUUCCAGCUCCCGUCUUGA
This is a messenger RNA of Puccinia triticina, 1095 nucleotides long. RefSeq lists its product as uncharacterized. The coding region runs from base 1 to 1095 and encodes 364 amino acids. Lineage: Eukaryota; Fungi; Basidiomycota; Pucciniomycetes; Pucciniales; Pucciniaceae. The record is from RefSeq and is a predicted model, not a curated record. The transcript has 3 exons. Gene Ontology annotation, cellular component: Golgi apparatus. Gene Ontology annotation, biological process: protein secretion; Golgi organization.